This is a messenger RNA of Hyaloscypha bicolor E, 180 nucleotides long. RefSeq lists its product as uncharacterized. The record is from RefSeq and is a predicted model, not a curated record. NCBI's taxonomy places the organism in Eukaryota, Fungi, Ascomycota, Leotiomycetes, Helotiales, Hyaloscyphaceae. The transcript has a single exon. The annotation marks the transcript as partial.
AAGGAAGUAUAUCAGAAGAUCGCAGAGACAUGUAACUUGGCUCUCGGGAAGAGUCCGAAGUAUGUUUGGAUUGAUACGUGCUGUAUCGACAAGUUAAGCAGCGCACAACUUAUGGAAACCAUCAGCUCGAUGUUCGAGCUGUAUAAUAAAGCAGCAAACUUCUUCGUGUAUCUUCAAGAU